AUGAUCAGAGCUGGGUGGGGAAAGUCGAACACCUCCUGGUUGUGUACUCGUCCGACUCACAUACUCUCUAUCUUACGCAAAAGGUUGAUACAUAUUCCAUACGUGGACGAAAGCAAGCUCAUAAUAAAGUUUGCGCGGUCGUCAGGGCCAGGGGGUCAGCAUGUCAACAAGACAGAAUCUAAAGUAGAUAUGAGAGUCAGGCUGCAGGAUAUCAACCUCCCUAAAGAGGCCAUGAUUCGCUUGAAAGAUAUUUAUUCUUCCAAGAUCAACAAGAAUGAUGAGCUAGUAGUAACGUCUGAAGAACAUAAAAGAAACUACAACCAAUGCAUGGAGAAGCUGAAUGAUAUUCUCACUGAUGCCGCCACAUUGCCGAAGGAAAGAAACAUGAAUAGCAAAACCAAGGGAAAGUUUAAUGAUCGUCGUCUGGAAGAAAAGAAACAGCAGAGCAUGAAGAAGCUCGCUCGCAGAAAUGACUGUGACUGA
Guillardia theta CCMP2712 is the source of this 483-nucleotide messenger RNA. RefSeq lists its product as hypothetical. Gene Ontology annotation, biological process: mitochondrial translational termination. Lineage: Eukaryota; Cryptophyceae; Pyrenomonadales; Geminigeraceae. Bases 1 to 483 code for a protein of 160 amino acids. Gene Ontology annotation, molecular function: translation release factor activity. Gene Ontology annotation, cellular component: mitochondrial large ribosomal subunit. The record is from RefSeq and is a predicted model, not a curated record. The transcript has 9 exons.